CCUCCCUCCCAAACCGCUGGUAUUUCCUGCCCCCUAUCCCCUACCCCUUGCAGUCAGUAUCGGGGUGUGAAGGGGGUGCGAGAGAAGGGCGCAGGGAGGGGUCUCCGCUUCCCUCCCGAUGACUCCCCCAUCUCUCUUCUCUCCCGCCAUCCCCCCAGCGCAUUUCCUGUACCAGCCGACCGCCGGGGGUUACUUCCAGUCCAACGGGAGCGAGGCCGGAUCGGGGCCACCUUCUCCUCCUCCUCCGCGGGUGCGCUUCCUCGACCGCUACUUCUACGACCGGCAGGAGAUCGUCCGCUUCGACAGCGACCGCGGGGAAUACGAGGCCCUCACGACCCUCGGGGAGGACCAAGCCCGUUACUGGAACAGCCGGAGGGAGAUCCUGGAGGACGCGCGGACGAUGGUGGAUGCCUUCUGCCGCCACAACUACGGUCUUGCGGAGAGCUUCGCCUCGGGGAGGAAGAGUAAGCGGGUGCCCGGCGGCGGGAGGGCAAGUGGGGCAGGAGGGAGCGUGAAUGGGGCAGGGAGGGGGGGCGCCCCUCGUCCCCAGAGCUGUGGGGCUCGCGGGCAGCCCCCUCCGGACAAGGGAAGGGAAGGAAGAUAAAGGAGCUCCUUUCUUACCACUGUGGACCGAACAGAAGUGAUCUACUCACUUCUUAUUUCUCUGUUCAUGUAUUUAUUCAAUAUGAAUUCCACCCAUUGAGCAAAAUGUGACUGUGGCCAGUGAACAACGAAUUAAAUUAUAGUACAAUAAAUGGAA
Messenger RNA from Pogona vitticeps (central bearded dragon), 760 nucleotides. NCBI's taxonomy places the organism in Eukaryota, Metazoa, Chordata, Lepidosauria, Squamata, Agamidae. The record is from RefSeq and is a predicted model, not a curated record.